GGUGCGCGUGAGGCCAACGGGCAGCAGCCUCAUCUUUUUAAUUUUCUGUCCCAUGGGCCAUGAGAGAAAAGGAAACUAUCGGAAGACGCGCCGAAACUACCAAGGUCCCUAGUAAUAGUCACGGAUCUGUGACGGUUUAACUUAACUCGAACAUUGUUGUUCUGAUUCGAUAUUACCCUGGUCUGGUCGCUCUAUCUAAUAAGUCAUUCGAGAUUGGCAAGGGAAGCUAUGCCUCCUUCAAAUGAAUCAACCUCGUCUGCGAGGCCUAAGCAGAACGAGAGGAAGGAUGGCUCGACUACCCAGAAAGAUCCCACAUACAAUCAAUCCAAUUUCACUCGGCAGACAAAUGCCGUGAAGGAUUUAUUCAGUAUACCAAGACCGGUUAAGAAAUUGUUUGACAAAGUUCCUGUGGUUACAUAUCCAGCAAACGAAUUGCCACAGAGGAGUCCUGGGGCAAAGGGUAGAAAGAAUGAUAGAGAUGCUAGAUUGCCCAGUUUAUACAUUUUCUGUAGAGAGGGCGAGGAAGAGAAUAGAGGCAGACCAAGUUUUAAUCCGGGAUGUUUGAAAUGGCAGACGUUUUUAAACCUCGCAGGAGUGAACCAUAACAUUGUCUCUUCAAAUAAUCACGCUUCACCUACUGGUGUUCUACCUUUCCUCUUACCAGGCAUCAAAUCGAAUUCCGCACAAGAUGACUACCUCCCAAUACCGAGCAGUGGACUGGUGAAAUAUGCAAAGGGACAGGGAAAGAAAGUCCCGGAACCAAAGAGUAGGAAAUUGGAAGCUUAUCAAGCUCUAAUAGAUCACAAUAUACGAAAUGCCUGGCUACACACUCUCUAUCUUACCCCCUCAAAUUUUCGCGCGAUAGCCACUCCUCUCUACAUAGACCCGGCAUCAUCCUCUCUCCCAGUCCGCCUCUACACGGCCCAUCAACUGCGCUCCGCAGCCGAAUCGGAGUUGCGCAAGAGCGCGGAGAUUAUUGACGAGGAAACGAUUUAUAGGGAGGCGGGCAGAGCAUGGGAAGCACUUAGUUUGUUACUCGGGGAUGAGAAGUGGUUUGCUGGGGAUGGGCCGGGCCUUUUUGAUGCGAGCGUUUUCGCUUAUACGUGGUUAUUAGGUGAUGAGGGGUUGGGGUGGGGAAAGGGUGAUAGGAGGUUGGCGGAGGGAGUGAGCAAGUGGAGAAAUCUUGAGAGACAUAGAGACAGGAUAUUUAGGAGGUGUUGGGGAGAGGAGGAUGGUGUCCUGGUAUGAACGGAGAGGGGAGAGGUGUACUAAAGAUAUAAGAUAUAAGAUGGAAGAAGGGGAAAAUAGGUGUUGACACUAUGAUUCGGAGAUUUGAAGGACACCAAAGAACAUUAUGGCCACCAAAAAAAGUACAGUCUCAGAGGAUCAUGGGAUGGCAGAGGGAUGAAAUAAAUGAAUCUCCCAUGCAUAGUAGCAUCAAAACUCAAAGAAAACAAAUUCAAACCA
Messenger RNA from Botrytis cinerea B05.10, 1467 nucleotides. RefSeq lists its product as hypothetical. Gene Ontology annotation, biological process: mitochondrion organization. The record is from RefSeq and is a predicted model, not a curated record. Lineage: Eukaryota; Fungi; Ascomycota; Leotiomycetes; Helotiales; Sclerotiniaceae. The transcript is spliced from 3 exons. Bases 229 to 1248 code for a protein of 339 amino acids. Gene Ontology annotation, cellular component: SAM complex.